AUGGUUCAGAAAAAUGACACGUCAUACUUUUCUCGACCUGAUUUGGCCAAUGAAGACGGUCGACAAAAGGUAUUAUCUCAACAUAUGUCGGGAUUUAACCCUGGACCUUCGGAUCGCUGUGUCACUCUACGUCACUUCCGAUUUCUAUUUAAAAAGAUAUUCGUGUCCACUUGGACAUCUAAUUUCCGGGUCAAAACGGCUGUUAUUUUUUUACUUAGUCAUUUAAAACGUUUACGUAUGUCCUUUCACAAGCCCUUCGAUGCGGUCGUUGAUUUUAAGGUCUGUAAGUUUGAGAGAAUCAAACCUUAUUUCCACGAAACACAAUAG
Molecule: messenger RNA, 327 nt
Organism: Lottia gigantea (owl limpet)
Lineage: Eukaryota; Metazoa; Mollusca; Gastropoda; Lottiidae
Exons: 3
Coding region: 1-327 (108 amino acids)
Source: RefSeq, a predicted model, not a curated record